Molecule: messenger RNA, 1140 nt
Organism: Brassica napus (rape)
Lineage: Eukaryota; Viridiplantae; Streptophyta; Magnoliopsida; Brassicales; Brassicaceae
Product: cold-regulated protein 27
Exons: 5
Coding region: 178-900 (240 amino acids)
Biological process (GO): regulation of circadian rhythm; response to cold
Source: RefSeq, a predicted model, not a curated record
GAGGUUUCAUUCCGCCAAAUUGACCGGUGACGACGACGUGGCAACCUUACCACGUGUAAAAGCGUCUACAACUGUAUUGUUCUUUCGUCUUUCCGUCUCUCUUUUUCACCUUCUCCUCCUCCUCCUUGAUAUUUCUCUCUCUCUACUCUUAACAAGAUAGAUAGAUAGAUAGCCAAAAUGGUUGGUGACUACAGAGAGAACUAUAGCCCAAGCUCCGACGGUUCCUCUUCUGUAGAGGAAGAGACGACUUCUUCAAUGUACUCCGCGGGGAAAGAGGAUAAGCCUACAGAAUGGACCGACGAGAAGCAUAGUUUGUAUCUUAAAUCAAUGGAAGCUUCCUUCGUUGAUCAGCUCUACAACUCCCUCGGUGCGCUCGGUUCCAAAAUCAUCAACAAGGAUACUGUCGGACCGUCGACAAGGUUCGGAGAUGGUGGAAAACCGUCUGAAGAACAGUUCAAGGUUCUUCGUGAUGGUUUCUGGCAGAAGAUGAAUGUGAGGCAGCCUGAGUAUCGUCUCAAUGGAAGACACGGUCGUGGUUCUCACGAGUUCCUUAGGAGUCCAUGGAUCAAGCACUAUAAGCCUUCACCAAAGACCCUAACAGAUAGAGGUAGUUCCGAGCUUGAAAAUCAAGUUGUUAGCUCAAAGGGGAUAGUCAUAUGCAGCUCUGGUUCAGCAUCGAGUCUCAAGCAGAUCUUACGAGAAGGCUGCUCCUCUCAUUCACGUGACCGGGAUCAAAUCAGCCUGGGAGAAGAAGCAGAAGUAUCUGACCAGAACUUUGUCAAUGAAGUAACAAAAGGCCAAAACGGAAGCUCCAAGAAGAUGAAGACAGUGAUAAGUGAAUCGUCUAGUACUGAUCAGGUUGUUCCACUCAGAAAAAGUCCUGCAAACAUGAUCACUUAAAUUCUAAGCCCGUGGCUGGGUGAGGUCAUUGAAGCUGGUUACGCAAGGAGAAUUUUGUUAUGUUUAUAGAAUUUGAGUAACUAAAAUUAAAAAAGAAGUCAGCUUACUAUGAUUAGUAGUUGCAUGUGUCUUCAUCAUAUAACCCUAACUAUAAAUAUUUUAUAUGCGCAUGUGAGUGGAUUCAUAUGUAAUGUGAACCUUUUAUUUGCAUCAAGUUACUUAUUAGUUUUUUAUUGUUUA